AUGUUGAUAGCUCUGGGCUGGCUUAUUGGGCAAAAUUCUCAAUUUUGUUCCGGUUCAAACUCCGACUUGGGACUCUUCCUUCGGAAGGAGAGAAAAAAAAAAGAUUCAAAAUUUGAAAGCAGAGAGAAAGGAAAAAUAAAAAAUAAAAAAAUGGCGUCGGCUUCAGACAUGAAGGGUUUCUACAGGCAAAAGAAGAAGACGGGCGCCGGAAGGGGCAUCGGAAAGUCAAAAGAAAAUAAAAUGACGUCAUUUAACAAGCCAAAGAACUCCGCCUCCGUUGGGACCGAUCAAGUUCAGCCUCCGGCUAUCAUCUCCCAUGGUUCUCUCGAUCUCCAAGGUUGA
Molecule: messenger RNA, 342 nt
Organism: Fraxinus pennsylvanica
Lineage: Eukaryota; Viridiplantae; Streptophyta; Magnoliopsida; Lamiales; Oleaceae
Source: the annotation of a GenBank genome assembly